Molecule: messenger RNA, 1507 nt
Organism: Etheostoma spectabile (orangethroat darter)
Lineage: Eukaryota; Metazoa; Chordata; Actinopteri; Perciformes; Percidae
Product: zinc finger and SCAN domain-containing protein 5B-like
Exons: 4
Coding region: 173-1507 (444 amino acids)
Biological process (GO): regulation of transcription by RNA polymerase II
Cellular component (GO): nucleus
Molecular function (GO): DNA-binding transcription factor activity, RNA polymerase II-specific
Source: RefSeq, a predicted model, not a curated record
UAUUUUUUCAAAUUAGCCUAAAACACUUCCGGACCUUUAUUUUGAAGCUCAGCAACUGAUCUCCACCGGAAGCUGUAGUCCUGACUGCGGCUAACUUCCCCCUGUGACCAAGAUGGCGUCUCUCAGAAAGCAGUGUUAGCAGAGGGUCUUUGUUGUGUUAGAAAGAGGUAAAAUGUGUAAAGUCCAGAUGCUGAGAGCGUUGGUGGAGCAGCGACUAACUGCGGCUGCUGAAGAGAUAUUUGGGCUGUUUGAAAGAACGAUAGCAGAGUACGAGGAGGAACUUUGUCGUUCAAAAGAGGAGAACGAGCGACAACGGGAACUACUGGACGCUGUUUUCAACCCUCAGCUCCGGGUCCACAGAGCAGAUGUUGAGCAGCUGUUGGUGGUUAAAGAAGAGGUUCCCCCUGAGCAGCAGGAGUGUAGCUCCAGUGUGGACCAGAAGGAGCCAGAGCCCCCCCCACACAUUAAAGAGGAGCAGGAGGAACUGUGGAGCAGUCAGGAGGGAGAGCAGCUUCAAUGGCUGGAGGAGGCUGAUAUCACCAAGUUCCCAUUCACUCCUGUCCCUGUGAAGAGUGAAGAUGAAGAAGAGGAAGCUCAGUCCUCACAGCUUCAUCAGAGACACACUCAACACAUGGAAACAGAAGCUGAUGGAGAGGACUAUGCAGGAGCAGAACUAGCCAGAAACUCAUAUCCACAUCCACUUUUAGAAACAGAGACUGAAGACCAGACUGGAGAUUCUUCUGUACCUCAGACUGAUGACAGUGCUGAUUGGAAGGAGAGCAGAGAACCUCAGUCAGCUUUAAACUCUCUGAAACAUGAUUCAAGAUAUGUUAAGCAGCUGUUGGUGGUUAAAGAACAGGUUCCCCCUGAGCAGCAGGAGUGUAGCUCCAGUGUGGACCAGCAGGAGCCAGAGGCCCCCCCACACAUUAAAGAGGAGCAGGAGGAUCUGUGGAGCAGUCAGGAAGGAGACCAGCUUCCAGGGCUGAAGGAGACUGAUAUCACCAAGUUCCCAUUCACUCCUGUCCCUGUGAAGAGUGAAGAUGAUGAAGAGGAAGCUCAGUCCUCACAGCUUCAUCAGAGACACACUCAACACAUGGAAACAGAAGCUGAUGGAGAGGACUGUAGAGGACCAGAACCAGCCAGGAACUCCCAUCCACUUUUACAACCAGAGACUGAAGACCAGACUGGAGACUCUACUGACCCUGAGACUGAUGACAGUGCUGAUUGGAAGGAGACCAGAGAACCUCAGUCAGCUUUAAACUCUCUGAAACAUGAUUCAAGAUGUAAGAAACCCUUCCGCUGCUCUGAGUGUGGGAAGAGAUAUAGCUUCAAGUCACAAUUGAAGAUACACAUGAGAAAUCAUACUGGAGAGAAACCUUUCAGCUGCUCAGUCUGUAAUAAAUCUUUUAAACAUAGAGAAACAUGCAACGUGGUCAUCCCUGGUGAUCGAUUCUGCGAAGACCUGGUUCAUGUUGAACGAGCCUACACAGUGUUUCCUGCUUUAUGA